Molecule: messenger RNA, 10319 nt
Organism: Heterocephalus glaber (naked mole-rat)
Lineage: Eukaryota; Metazoa; Chordata; Mammalia; Rodentia; Bathyergidae
Gene: Arhgap42
Product: Rho GTPase activating protein 42
Biological process (GO): signal transduction
Cellular component (GO): cytoplasm
Molecular function (GO): protein binding; GTPase activator activity
Source: RefSeq, a predicted model, not a curated record
UACUCGCCCGGCCGCGCCUGUCAGCGCCUGUGCCAUGGGGCUGCCCACUCUGGAGUUCAGCGAUUCCUACUUGGACAGCCCGGAUUUCAGGGAGCGACUGCAGUGUCACGAGAUUGAGUUGGAGCGAACCAACAAGUUCAUCAAAGAGCUCAUUAAGGACGGCUCCCUGCUCAUUGGGGCUCUGAAGAAUCUAUCUAUAGCAGUACAGAAAUUUUCCCAGUCCCUACAAGACUUCCAAUUUGAAUGUAUUGGUGAUGCCGAAACGGAUGAUGAAAUUAGUAUUGCUCAAUCACUGAAAGAAUUUGCAAGGCUACUUAUUACAGUAGAAGAAGAAAGACGGAGACUGAUUCAAAAUGCUAAUGAUGUAUUAAUUGCACCACUUGAGAAAUUUCGAAAAGAACAGAUAGGUGCAGCAAAAGAUGGAAAGAAGAAAUUUGACAAGGAAAGUGAAAAAUACUAUUCUAUUCUUGACAAGCAUUUGAAUUUGUCUGCAAAGAAAAAGGAAUCUCAUUUGCAAGAGGCAGAUACACAGAUUGACCGAGAACAUCAAAACUUCUAUGAAGCAUCAUUGGAAUAUGUCUUUAAAAUUCAAGAGGUUCAAGAAAAAAAGAAGUUUGAAUUUGUUGAGCCACUUUUAUCGUUCCUUCAAGGUUUAUUUACUUUUUACCAUGAGGGAUAUGAACUUGCCCAGGAAUUUGCACCAUAUAAGCAACAGCUGCAGUUCAAUUUGCAGAACACAAGGAAUAAUUUUGAAAGUACGCGACAAGAGGUAGAGCGGUUGAUGCAAAGGAUGAAAUCUGCCAACCAAGAUUAUAGACCACCCAGCCAGUGGACAAUGGAAGGCUACCUUUAUGUCCAGGAGAAACGACCACUUGGUUUCACAUGGAUUAAACAUUACUGUACAUAUGAUAAGGGAAGUAAAACAUUUACAAUGAGUGUUUCGGAAAUGAAAUCCAGUGGGAAAAUGAAUGGCCUUGUUACUAGCUCACCGGAAAUGUUUAAGUUAAAAUCUUGUAUCCGGCGAAAGACAGAUUCAAUCGACAAACGAUUCUGCUUUGACAUAGAAGUAGUUGAAAGACAUGGAAUCAUCACAUUACAAGCCUUCUCUGAAGCUAAUAGGAAACUCUGGCUUGAAGCCAUGGAUGGAAAGGAGCCGAUUUACACGCUGCCUGCCAUUAUUAGCAAGAAGGAAGAAAUGUACUUAAAUGAAGCAGGAUUCAACUUUGUGAGAAAAUGUAUUCAAGCUGUGGAAACAAGAGGUAUCACCAUUUUAGGGCUCUACCGAAUAGGGGGAGUGAACUCCAAGGUUCAGAAACUCAUGACCACCACAUUUUCCGCCAAAUCCCCUCCUGAUAUUGACAUUGAUAUUGAACUGUGGGACAAUAAGACGAUAACAAGUGGGCUGAAAAACUACCUCAGGUGCCUUGCAGAACCACUGAUGACUUACAAGUUGCACAAAGAUUUUAUUGUUGCUGUUAAAUCAGAUGAUCAGAACUACAGGGUGGAGGCUGUACAUGCAUUGGUGCACAAAUUGCCAGAGAAAAACAGAGAGAUGCUGGACAUCUUAAUAAAGCAUCUGGUCAAAGUAUCACUGCACAGCCAACAAAACCUCAUGACUGUCUCAAAUCUUGGUGUCAUAUUUGGCCCAACUCUGAUGCGAGCACAGGAAGAAACUGUGGCUGCCAUGAUGAAUAUUAAAUUUCAGAAUAUAGUGGUUGAAAUUCUCAUAGAGCAUUAUGAAAAGAUUUUUCAUACUGCACCAGACCCAAACAUUCCCCUCCCUCAACCUCAGUCUCGAUCUGGAUCCCGAAGGACCCGAGCAAUCUGCCUCUCAACAGGCUCCCGGAAACCCAGAGGGCGGUACACUCCAUGCCUGGCAGAGCCGGAUAGUGACUCCUAUAGCAGCAGCCCAGACAGCACUCCCAUGGGUAGUAUUGAGUCACUCUCCUCUCACUCCUCUGAACAAAAUAGCACUACAAAGUCAGCUUCCUGCCAGCCCAGGGAGAAAUCUGGAGGGAUUCCUUGGAUUGCAACCCCAUCAUCUUCUAAUGGACAGAAAAGCCUUGGUCUCUGGACAACUAGUCCUGAAUCAAGUUCUCGAGAAGAUGCAACCAAAACAGAUGCAGAGUCUGAUUGCCAGAGUGUUGCCUCAGUCACCAGCCCAGGGGAUGUUUCCCCUCCUAUAGAUCUGGUCAAGAAAGGGCCCUAUGGGCUUUCAGGACUGAAAAGAACCUCUGCUUCCUCCCUCAAAUCCAUCUCUGCAUCUGAAGGAAACAAGAGCUAUAGUGGAUCUAUUCAAAGCUUAACUUCUGUAGGUUCCAAGGAGACAUCCAAAGCCACACCAAACCCAGAACUUCCUCCAAAAAUGUGUAGGAGGUUAAGGCUGGACAUUGCCUCAAGCAAUGGCUAUCAGCGACCUGGUUCAGUAGUGGCAGCAAAGGCCCAACUAUUUGAAAAUGUUGGUUCACUUAAGCCAGUUUCUUCUGGGCGACAAGCCAAAGCCAUGUAUUCCUGUAAAGCAGAGCACAGCCAUGAGCUGUCCUUCCCCCAGGGGGCAGUAUUUUCUAAUGUGUACCCAUCAGUGGAACCAGGAUGGUUAAAGGCAACUUAUGAAGGCAAAACAGGACUAGUUCCAGAAAAUUAUGUUGUCUUCCUCUAAUACUGUUUAGCGGAUGGCAGUAUCUUCAUGGUAUCCAUGGUAACAAAUGAUAAGUGCAAUGAUUUUAUCUGACACAGAUAUGUCAAUCAGCCCACUAAAUGAAAACAAUCAAUUUCUACCAAGUUCUUCACCAGCAGACUACAUAGUUCCCUAGUAAUGGAAAAAGGAAAAACAUGUUUAAAUUGUAUUCAUUCUUUUUUUACUGUUUUUUUAAUUUUUUUCUUUUGGUAUUAAGUACUGUGAUUCUCUAUAAUAUCUCUUCCAUAGAAACAGCAAAAUCUUAAAUACUGUGCUAAAUACUAUAAUUCAAAGGUUUGAAAACCAGAAAUCUGCUAUAUGGAUUUUGAGAUCUAUCUUACUGCCUUGCAUUCUCUGAGGAACUUUGAAAUCAUUACUUACAACUACAAUGUAAAUUGUUCAUUUAUUGUUUUUUCUUUAAAUAUUCUGCUUUUAUAUGAUUGUUUUGUUGGUUCUAAACAUUUCAAGGAAAUAAGUCUUUAACAUAAUUUUAUUUUUUUUUGUUUUCCAAGUAGAUGAUACUAUUCGGAAGCAAUAAUUGUAUAUGAUGUCUGUAAAGAAAGUCAAAUUAAGUCAUACACUGAUUCCAUUGUAAACACUCUCCCCAGACUUCCAGACAACUUCCAUAGGUUUAGAGCAGGGAUCAGCAAACUAUUCCUAUCAAGGACUAAUGGUAAAUAUUUUGUGGCAGGCUAGAUUUCACCUGUGGGUUCAAGGUUUACUGACCUUGACUUUAGAGGAUUUAUAAACUAUUUUCUUAACUUUGGAAUAAAAAAUGUAAGCACUUACAAAUCAUAUGCUAUUAUCUUCUAGUAGAAUGAUAGUGGCAUCACAAGAGUAUAAUUACUCUAAUGAGAUUAUAAAAGUGCAGUAUAAAGGCAUACAACUUAAAUUCUACUCAAAACACUGUGAUGUGUCAAAAUAUUUUAAUAGUAUCCAAUUUUGGCUACUGAGAUAUUCUUCUAAAAAUGAUAAAAGCUAUGCCUUCUAAAGUCUGUGCUUAUUUAAAACAGAAAAUGAACCCAAAAGUACAGGAAUCUUAAACCACAUUGAACCACAAAGUUUGAAAUUGUGUCAUCAUCUUUAACUGGAGUAGAAUCUGAUUUCCUUUAAGCCAUUUGGUUUAUGACAUUUAUUCAGAAUUUCACUGAAUUUAUAGUUCAUAGAAAUAGAUAUUUACUACCCAUUUAUAUAUCUAUAUAUAUCAUCAACUGGUUAAGCAUUUUUCUAUUAUUUCUAUUUCAAUAAUUCUAAUAUAUUAUUUCUAUAAUAUCUAUAUUUGGUAAAGAGUCUUUCUUCUCAAGAUUCCAAAAAGCUGGUUGACUGCCAGUUGACUAUCACAGCCCUUCCCUACUUGGCCUUGAUGUCUUAAUGGUUACUUCAGAGUCUUUGCCCACUUUAUAGACACUCAGGUAUUUACUGUGCAAAACUUUUUACAUAUUAAAAAUCUACGAUCUCUACUUCUACUUUAAAUUAAUAUUUCUAGCAAUAGUAUGUUCAAUAUACACACAAAACUAUGCCUCAGAACAUUUAUGCUUUUAAAUAUAAAAUUAAUGGAUUAGACUUACCAAGUAAAGAGAGUAAUAGUAGACAGUCACAACAAGAAAUGAAUGUCAGUGAAUUGAAAUAAAUUUUAAAAAAAUAUUCUGGUUCUGAAAAUAUCCUGAAUGAGUGGUAAAAUCUGGUAAGUUUCUUUUACUUUCUUUUCUUGCUGUUGGUCUCCAUACAUUCCAGUGAGGUACUGUUGGAGCUUCUUGGUCAGGGUGCUUGGCAGGCCUCAGUAGUAAUAAGAACAUUGCUAGCACUCUGAUUUCCCUCUGCUGGAACAGAAAGUAGUCCUUCCAAAUCACCAGCCCCUCAUCUACAUGCCACCCUCAGUUUAAGCACCCUGGUUGUCACCCAGAAUUCUGAUAGAUUAUAAUCACUUAAAGCAAAUUUGGUUUUCUUACAAAGGGCAACUUGAUUUCAAAAAGAGAUUUAUAAUCUUACUUCACUUGCUGCAUAAAGAAAUCUCAACUUUCAUUUGAUUUUAACACAGACAAGAGUGUCUCUGAUUCUCAACUGUCUGUGAGCUAAUUCCACUGAUGGUCAGUGAGGAAGUAACUCUUUCACUGUGUAGAACAUGGAUAUGAAGUCCACCUCUCCUUUCUAAUGGUGAGGCAUAUUUUGUGGCAUUACUUCUUGUUGUCUCUCCCUAGAUACAAGCUACAAACAUGCUGGUUCAUGUUGUAAUUUUGUUUGAAGUUUUUGUUUUAUUUGUGGGUCUGAGGAUUGAACCCAGGGCCUCUUGCAUGUUUGGCAAGUGCUGUACCACUGAUCUGUAUCCCUAACCUUCAUGUUGUACUUUUGUUAGAAGUUUUAACCUUAUAGAUUUGUGAAGAUGGUUUAUCUUUAUAUUGAUUACAUGUGUAAGCAAGUCAUGGCCUAAUACUGGAGACAGGCUAAAGCUAUUUUUCCCUUCAAGUACAUUUCCUACUCCAAGACAUUUAUGAGCACCAAGAUAAUCAACACAUGUUCUCCAAAACAGGUAGAAUAUUAAUUACACAAAGGAGGGAAUGCCAGUCAGUCAUUAGAAGACAAUCACAUUCAGAAAUUUAAUAGCAUUGCAGUAACGGGAACUUUCCCUUUUCAGAGACCAUGUAAAGAUAUGUUAGAAUUGCCACAUUGACACAUUUGAAAUGUACGUGAGCACCUAAAUCACUGCUUACAGUAUAAUCAAUAUGAGGAUGAGAUUAAGGAUCUUAAGUUAAUUAUCUGUGUGUUAUGUGAAAAUAUCCCUGAGUACAAAACAUUUAUGUUUUUCACGGGUGACUUUUCUAUUAUGUCAUUACUUCACCAAGGUUAGUUAUAGAAACUAGUCAUUCAACUGAAGGAUUUUUCUGUUUUGUAAUGUGUGAAUAUCUGAAAAGUAAAAUAAUCUUUAUUUCCUAUACUGUCCAUGAAGUGUGAAGAGGUGUCGUUUUUCCUUGUCUGAUGUGAAUGGUUUUGCUCCUUGCAUUGGUUCUCUGUGCUUUGUAAUGUAUAUGAAUAUAACAGAUUUUCAACAAUGGCUCCUUUGCUGGCUUUGUGAGGUAUGGUGGAGAAAACAGAAAACAUACUUUACAUUUUCCAUAUUACCAAAAUGUCCAGGUUCCAAAAUAGGAAAAAUAAAGAUACCUGGGUCUUAUUCUGUAAUUAGCUUUACAUAUGCCUUCUAAAAAUCCAUUGUAUUGUGAAAACAGUCUCAUAAUUGCUGCAAUCCUGUGAAGAUGACACCUUACUAACCUCACCCCCAGCCUCGUUUUUCAGAUCUGUGUCUAUGUCAAAAUGGCUGUCAUUCACAUUAACAUUAGUUUGGAAUGUUCCUCAAAGCUUAUGCCAGACAUCUUCCACUAGUAACACAUCCUUUUCCUGAAAUAUUUAAGACUAGAAGUUUUGAAUUUGGGAAUUUUUUUCAUAUUUUGGAAUAACAGCAUAUACAUAAGACAUCCCAUUAUUGUAUAUGCCAUUUCUCCAUGUAUAUGCCAUAAUUCCAAAAUUUGCAAAUAUUAUGGGGACUAUUAUGAAAUAUGAAAUUCAUUUGUUUCAUAUACACCUUAUACACAAAGCCUGAAGACAUGGUAUGAAACUUUCCAAUUGUGGCGUCAUAUACAUGUCAAAAAGUUUUCAAUUUUGGAUUUUUGGGAUUGAGGGUGCUCAGGCUAUAUUGAGGGUGUAUCAGUUAGUGUUUAAAACGCAAGUCUGACUUAACACUUUUUCACAGAAGUCAAAGGCAGACCGACUUAGGAGCAGACUUUCUUCUUUGGUUCUACAGUACAUGUGAAACUUGCUCUUCUUACCAUGACCUCACAUUACUGAAGAGCACUCUGCAGUCCUAUCUCCUGGUAAAGAUAGAAAGCAGAAGUCUGACUCUUGUCCAGAAGUUAUUUUCCUUUUGAGCAAAGGAUAGUCCCUUAUGGUAGAAAUUUCUAUGUAAUUUUGUAUCCUUUGCUUUUGUUACCUUCUAAAAUCAAAACAAAUUUUAAAUGGUUCUGCCUUUCUGGACAGUCUAUGUCCAAACUAUCUCUUAUUGAUUCAGACUUAAUAACAAGUAUUAAUCAGCUAGUCUCAAUUUCCUGAACACACUGACUGUAUCCAUUCAUUGUUACCGUUGCCUUCUUGUUUCAGGUGCUGGUUCUAUGGGUAAUAAUUUUGAAGAAACUGAGGCUUAUGCAUGAUGUGGACUUUUUAUAUGAUCUAAUCUAUGAAUAAGAUUUUAGGUAAUUUUAGGGCAGUCACAUCCAUUAUUUUAAAUAAUCUCAGAUUAGCAGUUUUUUUUGUUUUUUGUGUUUUGGUACCAGGGAUUGAAUCAGAUUCACAGUUUUAACAGCACUCACAAGACGUCAUUGGCAGAAAACUUAUCUAGACCUAGAAUACUGUAUGACCUAGAAUACUGUCUGGAGAAAUGUUUUUAUGGGUUAGGGAGCCUAUAAGGUCAUCCCUUCACCUCUUGACAUGCAUUAGAGAGAGGCCAAGGUCAAGGGUGAAUAUUUCUUGUUGCCAUAUGGAGUUCAUGUGCUUACUGAGGAGCCAAAAUAGAGGCCAUUUUCAGCUAUACCAACAUAGAAAUUUUCCACUAUUCAAUAUGCUCUUGUGAGGCUGAAGGUGCCAAGACCACCUCAAUUAGAUGAUCACUCUCUCCAGUUGUUUUUAUCAUCAGCCAUCUCUCAUCAUUGUUUCCAGGGUCUGUAUCCUUCAAGGGUUGAGAGGAACCCUACUGUGCCUUAAAGCUUUUCCAUCUUUAAGAUAAAAAGUGUGCAUACUUCUCUAUGUGGAAGCAUAUUAGAGGUUUUAUACCCACCAAUGUAUCCUCAACCACCUUUUCUGCAAAGAAUGACACCUGCUAGAACUGAUCUAAGAAUACUGCCUGUACAUGAUUUAUACUUAAAAUCCAAGGUGUCUCCACAUUAUUAAAGGCUGGAACUUCAAGAGUCUUUUGUGAACUUUGAGCCAAAAUCUUUACAAAUAGCUUGGCAGGGAAGAUGCCUUAGUUUUUUGUUUGUUUGUUUGUUUGUUUGGUACAGGGGAUUGAACUCGGGACCUUGUGCUUGCAAGGCAGGCGGUGGAACCACUGAGCUAAAUCCUCACCCUCCAUGGAUGCCUUAGUUUUUAAUUCAGAGUCCUAUUUACACUCUGUUAAAAUAUGAGGUAUUAUAGUUUAUAUAAAAGUUGAAUAUUUACAUAUUAUAUUUCAGUAGUACGAGCUUCUUAGCAACUAUUAACAUGGCAAAUUAAUAAAUAUGAUAAAAAUUGUCAGUAAAUUAUAUUGAAUUUUUUGUUUAUAUUGUAGUGUUUUGUAUUUAUCUGCACUUUAUGUGCAUGUGUGUAUACACACAUGCAUAUGCCAACAUGUAAAUAACUUCAUAUUUUUCCUAAUCUAAAUUUAAAAUAUCUUUAAUGUGUAUUUACAUUGUUAUAAGUUACUUUAAAAAUAAACUAUAUAAACAUGGUUUAAUUUGGUCUUUGUACUUGAAGACCCAAUGUCUUGGAAGGGUGCUGUCUUGGCUUCAUUUUUAGAAAAAUCAAGGUUUGUGGUAAUGUGAAUGAUCAUUUGGGGUUUGGCUAAGAAGAAAAUCAUAGCAUAAUUUGAUGACCUUUUCAUGACAAGUUGGUAUUAUGAGAGAUUAGGAAAAUAUUAAUGAUGGUAUUAGCAAUGCAAGUCCUAAAGAGGAGAACAGUAAAUGGGGUGUAAAUAAUAUCAGCUAUACUGUUGAUAUUAUGUAGGCUUAUCUGAAAUGUUUGCAAGUUUAAAAUGUGCAAUAGGAAGAGUAUCAGUACAUAAAUAUUCCCUCAGAGUCCUAUUAGUUGUAUGACCCUCCUGGUUACUAUUUGACAUCCAGCUGAAAUUUUGCUUUCCUCAUAUACAAGAAAGAGAAUUGUGUAUUUUAUGUUGAAAAUGUGAUUAUUAGAGUACACCAAAUGACCUUGCCAAGACUAAGGCUGACAGGUUGACCACUGGGCAUUCAACCUGGUUUGACCCAAUGGAUCACAUUUUUCAUCAAUCUCAAAAGAGAGGCAAUAAAUUCAUGCACAAAACAAGUUAAAAUGUUUAAUUAACUCCAGUAUGAUUAAAGGAGAAGUGGCUUAGUUUAGGUAUUAAAGAUCAUUGUGGUUGAGCUAUUGUUUAAAACUAUUAUGUUAGAAGAAAUUGACCCGAUAGAACCUCUUAUAAGGGCCAAGGAUUUAGCUCAGUGGUUUUGCCACCUGCUGCGCAAGUGCAAGGACCCGAGUUCAAUCCCCGGUACCAAAAAAACAAACAAACAAACAAAAAGUACCUCUUGUAAAAUAAUAAACUAGGUCAUAAUGGUCAAAUCUGAAAUAACUUGAGCAACAAAAUAAGAAAUGUAGUAUUGGAUAUGUAAAUUAUAAUACUAAGUGUAAGAUAUACACAUGAAUUCCCACUCAUUUAUAUUAAUAAUAAUAAAUUUCACUUAGGUAAAAUAAAUGGGGUACAAAAGAAAAUUUUUUUUAGAUAAAUAUUCCAGAUAAUAAUUAGAAAUGUUAGUUCUUCUUACCUCCAGGAGGUAGAGUUUAAACUUGCACUGCUUAUGGAUGGGCUACACUAAAUAUAAUUGAGUAUGGAAAUAAUUGAGUAUGGAAAACUGUCAUAACUCUACAGCUAAGAAAGGUAAUGGCCUGUUGUAACCCUGUGAUGAAAGUUACCACCUUAUCACUCUGUCAUUAACUUGCAUCCUGAUAUAUAAAGAGCACUGGUGCUUCUGCAAACCCAUAACUCCAACAUAGUCAUGAGGAAAACAUCAGACACACCCAGAUGGAAGACAUUCUACAGGAUAUUUGUGAGCCCAGUACUCCUCAAGUUUAUUAAGGUUAUGCAAAAUAAGGAAAUACUGAGAAGUUGUCACAAAUCAGAGGAGCUACAGGAAACAGGACAUCUGAAGACAAUGUGGAACACUGAAUUUGCUUCCGGAAGAGAAAAAAGACAAUGGGAAAACUGAUGAUGUUCAAGUAAAGCCUAAUGUUUAGUAAUUCAUUGGGUGUUCUUAUAUAGUUUUUUAAAUUCAAAGCGAAUACUUUGGCUUAUUCAAGACUUAAAUACUUUCACUUGUUUCCUCAUUAAAUUGUAAUCUAUGUGUGCAAGGUGUGGCUCCUGUUUAUCACUCUGUCCCAGGCACUAAGACAGAACUGAGUAUACAGUAGGGAAAGCCCCUUUUAUUAAAUCAAUGAAUUCAUUAACACUGUAAGCAAUUUUAGACUUUAGAGAUUGUGUCUAUGGGCUUGUGUUAUCUUUGUCUCUGUCACCUUGAACAAGAAUAGUAGAAAUCACUCUGUACUAUCCCAUGAAUGGACAGUUCUACUCAAGUUAUUUUCAUACUGAUGGAGCAAAUGUAUUUGUACAUAUGAAUGUUAUUAAGUGCAAAAGUUAGAUGUCGAUUUGCUUUUACCACUGCUAGACCUAGGUUGAUUGCACUGGAUGAGUUGGGGUAAUGUUCAAGAGCUCAAUUUUGUAAGCACAGAAUAAUUACGAAUUUGAGAAGUUAAGCAAUGUUAAAGUUGAACUUCUUGAGUCAAACAGCUUGUGUUGCUUUGUACAGCCAAAAAGUGAGAACUCAUAAUCCUUUCCAGGUUUCUAACACAACAGUUACUGCUAUUCAGGGCGAAAAAA